AGUUCAAGUUCAGAAUCCAAAAGGUGAGCCAGGGGGAUAAUGUCAUGUCUAUGCACAUUCAUUCAAGAUAUGGCGUUUCAUGUACUCAUUCGUAUUAGCAAGCUAUUACUAACACUUUUCUCCCUUAUUAGAUAAACUGUCGCCUGUCUGCCGUAGGCCAUGCGGUCUAAGCAUCAGAUAUUCAUCACUGUUCCUAUCCCGAGCCGUGUGCCGCCGGAAAUCGUCCUCGCUCACAUCCAGACCUACACGCCUAUGCUAGCAAACAACGAUGUUAUUAUGAGUUUCAAAGAGACAACUCCCAACAUGGAGCUCGUCAGCACAGACCCUUUCUUUGGAACGCCGAAUAGCAGUGUUAGGACGUUUUCAUCCAGUGAGAGACUCAUCCUUGCGCCGGGUCUGACGAGGGAUAGGAGUUGGCCUGUGACGUGUCUGAGUAUACCGAAUGGUAUUCGGUGUCGGGCUGAUGCUAAAGCUGGUGUUACUGUGAGGACGGAGUGGAUUGUGAGGCCGAGCCAGGAGUUUGGAAGUAGUCCCAGCACCAGCAGUCCGGGGACUUUGGCGGAGGAAUGGGAGUUGUACGAGGAGGUUAUCAUUGAGGCGAAUAGUCUUCUUAUGCCGUUUGUUGCUCGGACUGCGGAUGAGGUUCAUAGAGGGAUUUGUCAGAAGGUUGUGGAUGAGGUUGUGAACAAAUAUCUAGCCAAUGGUACUCAUUGAUGAAUUGUAAUGAUAAACGCUUAGCCAUUGAUUGCUACCAAUGGAGGAGGUUACCUUCACCUUCUCGGGGUGUAGAGAUGUCCGAGUCUCUGGCCAAGAUGCAGAACAACAACUGGG
Messenger RNA from Fusarium redolens, 831 nucleotides. RefSeq lists its product as uncharacterized. The record is from RefSeq and is a predicted model, not a curated record. The transcript has a single exon. NCBI's taxonomy places the organism in Eukaryota, Fungi, Ascomycota, Sordariomycetes, Hypocreales, Nectriaceae. The coding region runs from base 160 to 714 and encodes 184 amino acids.